AUGGUUGCUAGAUUGUUUUCCGUCACCAAGAGAGCUACUUUGAAGGCCGCCAGAGCUAAUUUAGCCCUUCAAAGAAGCUUGGCAACUGCCGGCCCAGCUUCUGGUAAGAUCAGAGCUGUUAUCGGUGCCGUUGUCGACGUCCAGUUCGAGCAAGGCGAAUUGCCUGCUAUCUUGAAUGCAUUGACCAUUGACCAAGGUAACAACCAAAAAUUGGUUCUGGAGGUUGCCCAGCACUUGGGUGAGAAUGCCGUCAGAGCUAUUGCUAUGGAUGGUACCGAAGGUCUCGUGAGAGGUCAAACCGUUGUUGACACUGGUGCUCCAAUCUCUGUCCCAGUCGGAAGAGGUACUUUGGGUAGAAUUAUCAACGUCGUUGGUGAGCCAAUUGAUGAGAGAGGUCCAAUUGAAUGCAAGCAAAGAAACCCAAUUCACACUGACCCACCUUCCUUUGUGGAGCAGUCUACCGAGGCUGAGGUUUUGGAGACCGGUAUCAAGGUUGUCGACUUGCUUGCCCCAUACGCCAGAGGUGGUAAGAUUGGAUUGUUCGGUGGUGCCGGUGUCGGUAAAACCGUCUUCAUUCAAGAGCUGAUUAACAACAUUGCCAAGGCUCACGGUGGUUUCUCUGUUUUCACCGGUGUUGGUGAGAGAACCAGAGAAGGUAACGAUUUGUACCGUGAAAUGAAGGAGACUGGUGUCAUCAACUUGGAGGGUGAUUCCAAGGUCGCCUUGGUCUUCGGUCAAAUGAACGAGCCACCUGGAGCUAGAGCUAGAGUUGCUUUGACUGGUUUGACUAUCGCUGAGUACUUCAGAGAUGAGGAAGGUCAAGAUGUGUUAUUGUUCGUUGACAACAUUUUCAGAUUCACUCAAGCUGGUUCUGAAGUGUCUGCUUUGUUGGGUCGUAUUCCAUCUGCCGUCGGUUAUCAACCAACCUUGGCUACUGAUAUGGGUUUGCUGCAGGAGAGAAUUACCACCACUAGAAAGGGUUCCGUUACUUCCGUCCAAGCCGUUUACGUGCCAGCUGAUGACUUGACUGAUCCUGCUCCUGCCACCACUUUCGCUCACUUGGAUGCUACCACUGUGUUGUCCAGAGGUAUUUCUGAGUUGGGUAUCUACCCAGCUGUCGACCCAUUGGACUCCAAGUCUAGAUUGCUCGAUGUUUCCGUGGUCGGUCAAGAGCACUAUGACGUUGCCACUGGUGUCCAACAAACCUUGCAAGCUUACAAGUCUCUCCAAGAUAUCAUUGCUAUUUUGGGUAUGGACGAAUUGUCUGAGCAAGAUAAGUUGACUGUCGAGAGAGCCAGAAAGAUUCAAAGAUUCCUGUCUCAACCAUUUGCCGUCGCCGAGGUCUUCACUGGUAUUGAGGGUAAGCUGGUUAGAUUGAAGGACACCAUCGCUUCUUUCAAGGCUGUCUUGGAAGGUAAGUACGACCACUUGCCUGAAAACGCAUUCUACAUGGUUGGUGGCAUUGAGGAUGUCGUUGCCAAGGCCGAGAAGAUUGCUGCUGAAGCCAACUAG
Molecule: messenger RNA, 1512 nt
Organism: Ogataea haglerorum
Lineage: Eukaryota; Fungi; Ascomycota; Pichiomycetes; Pichiales; Pichiaceae
Exons: 2
Coding region: 1-1512 (503 amino acids)
Biological process (GO): proton motive force-driven mitochondrial ATP synthesis; proton transmembrane transport
Molecular function (GO): proton-transporting ATP synthase activity, rotational mechanism; ATP hydrolysis activity; ATP binding
Source: RefSeq, a predicted model, not a curated record